This is a messenger RNA of Cryptococcus deneoformans JEC21, 1044 nucleotides long. RefSeq lists its product as hypothetical. Lineage: Eukaryota; Fungi; Basidiomycota; Tremellomycetes; Tremellales; Cryptococcaceae. Gene Ontology annotation, biological process: transmembrane transport. Gene Ontology annotation, cellular component: membrane. The record is from RefSeq and is a predicted model, not a curated record. Gene Ontology annotation, molecular function: transmembrane transporter activity. The coding region runs from base 1 to 1044 and encodes 347 amino acids. The transcript has 10 exons.
AUGGAUGACCUGGACCUGACUACCCAGCAGUUCGCUACCUGUGUAUCGGUAUUGUUCGCUGGAUACCUACCGUUUCAGAUUCCGUCAAACUACAUCAUCUCUCGCAUUCCACGACCUGGACUUUAUAUUUGCUGCGCUGUUGUCUGCUGGGGAGCGAUCUCUGCGGCCACGGCUGCUGUGCAGUCCUACUCUGCCUUGGUGGGAGUUCGAGUCGUGCUCGGUGCAGUCGAAGCCGUCUUCUUCCCUGGUGUGCUAUACUAUCUCUCUGCUUGGUACACCAAGAAAGAACUAGGAAAACGAUAUGCCGGUCUCUUCAUCGGUCAACAGUUGGGGAACGGAUUCGGAGGGCUUAUCGCCGCCGGGGUCUUGAAACUCGAUGGUAAACACGGAAUUCGCGGAUGGCGAUGGCUCUUCAUCGUUGAGGGGGUGGUUACCGUGGGAUUCGGUAUCAUCUUUGCUUUCGUAAUGCCCGAAUUUCCUCACAACGCGCGAGUUCUUAAACCAAUCGAGCGAGACCUUGCUGUAUGGCGGUUGGAGCAAGAAGCUGGUGCCGGCGAAGCUCAUGAUGACAUCUCUACCACUAGAGCCUAUCUUUCCGCCUUGAAGGACCCGAAGGUUUACAUGCUCAUUGGCUGCAUGAUGUGCUCACAAGCGAUGGGUUCUGUUGCUCCUCCAUAUAUCUUCGCGUGCUUCAUCUUCGCUGGCAUCUCGUGGUGGUCGGACCGCAAACAAAUCAUGUACUGGCCGAUAAUUGUGUGUCUCUGCAUCGGUAUUGUCAUUUACAUUAUCGCCAUGACUACUCUCAGUGUCGGCGCUCGAUACUUUGCCAUGAUGUGGACGCCAGUUGCCAAUGUCGUGCCGCAAUUGUUCAUCUAUAACACGCUCUCGCUGCAUGUUGCAAGGCCAUACCCUAAGCGGGCUGCAGGUCUUGCCCUGAUUAACGCAAUUGGUGGAACCUCGAAUAUUUGGGGCUCCUAUGUGUGGUUCGCACCUCCUCAUUUCUACGCUGGGUUCGGCAUGGGUCAGUCGCCCUUCUUCCAAUAG